This is a messenger RNA of Pundamilia nyererei, 6395 nucleotides long. Its product is annotated as zinc finger protein 521. NCBI's taxonomy places the organism in Eukaryota, Metazoa, Chordata, Actinopteri, Cichliformes, Cichlidae. The coding region runs from base 655 to 4860 and encodes 1401 amino acids. The record is from RefSeq and is a predicted model, not a curated record. The transcript has 9 exons.
GAUGAGGAGGGAGCUUCCAUCUUCUCUCUGCUUCUUCAUCCUCUUUUUAAGAGCAAUUUAGACGUAGACUUAGAUCAGAUUCCGAACCUAAUUCAUGAUUAGCUGACUGGAGUGAGAAAAGGAAGAGUCUGCAAUAGUUUUGAUGCUGUUAGGUGGAUAUGAAGUGAAAAGUGUUAUUGUCAUUUUUUUCUCCUCUUUUUUUUUGGGUUUUGUUGCAUUUUUGCACACUCACGGGAGGCGUUUUGCUGAUGUCUUUCUCACGCGGAUGCAUUUGAGAUGAGAAGCGAAAAGCAAAUAUUGCGCUUUUGUUUCUAAACGAACAUCAUGCCUACACGCGUGUGUGUUUUCCCGGAGAAUGGACGCGCAUGACGGGAUUACUAUAUUCUCACACUUUUCCCGAUACCUAGCUCAACUAAAUAAAGUCGCCUAUAGCGAUCGGGCUAAUUGGAUUUUAUAACAUCCACCUACUCAUCACAAAAUAACAGCAAACUCGUGUACAGACGGCGCGGCCGGGGCUAAGUUGCAUCUUUAUGUAAUGGUAAAAAGGCAGCCGCGGUUUUGGUCAGUCAAUUUUAGAGAGACUAUACCUUUAGACUAUCCCGUCCUACACAAAUUGUCAGGCAGAAACUGAGCAACUUCAGCGUUUUCUAUAGGAUGUCGCGCCGCAAGCAAGCUAAACCAAGAUCACUGAAAGUAGAAGACAAUGUGACAGAGGACCAGCACAGUCCUGGGCAGACUGCCAUUCCAAGCGAUCCAGAGUGCGCCCUCGAGAGGGCGGCGGAGGAUGGUGAGACCGGGCAUCUAAGGAAGAGGCUGCUCUCUCCAGAGGAAGGAGAAGAGGGAGAGGAGGAGGACGAGGAGCCCGCGCUGCACAGCUGCGACAGCUGCCGGCAGGUGUUCGAGUCGCUGAGCGAUCUCACCGAACACAAGAUUAAUCAAUGCCAGCUGACAGACGGUGCUGAUCUUGAGGAUGACCCAUCGUGUUCUUGGCCAGCAUCAUCUCCCUCUAGUAAGGAUCAGACUUCUCCAGGACACUGUGAGGACUAUGAUUUUGGCGAGGAAGAAGGAGGCCCUGGCCUACCGUACCCAUGCCAGUUCUGCGACAAGUCUUUCAGUCGUUUGAGUUUCCUCAAGCGUCACGAGCAGAGCCACGGUGAUAAGCUGCCUUUCAGCUGUACCUUUUGCAGCCGCCUGUUUAAACACAAGCGGAGCCGAGAUCGACACGUGAAGCUACACACGGGUGAUAAGAAGUAUCACUGCGGAGAGUGUGACUCUGCCUUCUCCCGCAGCGAUCACCUCAAAAUCCACAUGAAAACCCACGCCUCCAACAAACCCCACAAGUGCCCUGUGUGCCGUCGAGGCUUCCUUUCCUCCAGCUCUCUCCACGGCCACAUGCAAGUACACGAAAGGGGCAAAGAUGGCACGGGCUCCGGUUUCUCUAGGGCUGAUGAAUGGAAGCUGAAAGAAACCCGCAAAUGCAGCCGGUGUGAGGAAGGCUUCGAUGUUCCAGAAGAGCUCCAAAGGCAUAUCGCAGAAUGCCACCCUGAGUGCUCCCCAUCAGAGGAUGGAGGACUGGGUGCCACCCUGCAGUGCAUCUACUGCCACGAGCCCUUCAGCGAUGAGGGCACCCUGCUGACCCACAUUGACCAAGCCCACAGCAGAGAUAGGAAGGGCCACACCUGUGCUAUCUGCUCAGAGCAUUUUCUGUCUGUUGAGGACCUCUAUGCUCAUAUGGACAUCCACCAGCUCCCUGAAUCUAGUAACCAUAGUAACAGCCCUUCCUUGCUGACUGUAGGCUACACCUCUGUGUCUAGCACAACUCCGGACUCCAACCUCUCUGUUGACAGCUCCACAAUGGUGGAGACAGCGCCACCUGUGCCCAAGACCAGGGGAAGGAGAAAGAGGGCUGCACAGAACACUUCAGACAUGGGAGGACGUUCCUCUAAGCAGCCUAAAGUCUCUUACAGUUGCAUCUACUGCAACAAGCAAGUGUUCUCCAGUUUGGCUGUGCUUCAAAUUCACCUGCGAACCAUGCAUCUGGACAAGCCAGAGCAGGCUCACACUUGCCAGUUUUGUUUGGAAGUUCUGCCCUCUUUACUAAAUCUGAAUGAACAUCUUAAGCAGGUCCACAAUGCAGAAGAUCACGCUGCCCUGUUAGCGAGCUUGCCUGAUGCCCUCCUUCAGUGUAAUUUCUGCCCCGAGGUGUUAAAUGACCUAAAUGCCCUCCAGGAACACAUCCGCUGCUCUCAUGGCUUUCCCAGUCCAGUGGCCAAGGAGAGCAAUGCCUUUUUCUGCCCCCAGUGCUUCAUGGGGUUCUUGACAGAGGCUACCUUGGAGGAGCAUGUUCGCCAGACUCACUGUGAUGGGGGGAGCCUACGCUUUGACUCCCCCUUGGCUGUAACUCCCAAGGAGCCAAUAGUCGAAGUGUACUCCUGUUCAUACUGCACCAACUCCCCCAUAUUCAACAGUGUUCUAAAGCUUAACAAGCACAUCAAGGAGAAUCACAAGAACAUUCCACUAGCCCUGAACUACAUCAACAAUGGGAAGAAAUCCCUCCGCACUCUCAGCCCCUCUUCGCCAAUAUCUGUGGAACAAACUGCCGUGCUGAAACAAGGUAGCUCAGCCUCCCGUGCCACCAGUGAGUUCAUAUGUAACCAGUGUGGUGCCAAGUAUACAAGCUUAGACCUUUUCCAGACUCACCUCAAAACGCAUCUGGAUGGUCUGCAGCCUCAGCUUACCUGUCCGCAGUGCAACAAGGAGUUUCCCAACCAGGAAUCUCUGCUAAAGCAUGUGACAAUUCACUUCACUAUUACGUCGACUUAUUACAUCUGCGAGAGCUGUGACAAGCAGUUCACUUCAGUGGAUGACCUGCAGAAGCACCUACUCGACAUGCAUACUUUUGUGUUCUUUCGUUGCACUCUGUGCCAAGAGGUGUUCGACUCAAAAGUGUCUACUCAGCUCCACCUGGCUGUGAAGCACAGCAACGAGAAGAAAGUGUACCGCUGCACCUCCUGUAACUGGGACUUCAGGCAUGAGACUGACUUGCAGCUUCACGUCAAACACAGCCACCUGGAAAACCAAGGCCGUGCCCACCGCUGCAUUUUUUGCGGGGAGUCCUUUGGAACGGAAGUGGAGCUGCAGUGCCACAUCACCACCCAUAGCAAGAAGUAUAACUGCCGCUUCUGCAGCAAGGCUUUCCAUGCCAUUGUUCUUUUGGAGAAACAUUUGAGGGAGAAACACUGUGUGUUUGAGGGAAAGUCACAGAACUGUGGCGCCAAUGGUUCUACUGUAGUUGGUGGGGAAAGCCAGCCUAAAGAAGAUGCUGAGCUACAAGGUCUCCUAACUAACAGCCAUGGUUCAGGGGCAGUAGGUGGAUCUGUGAUGGAGUCCCAGAACAGCCAUGAUGGAAGUGAGGAAGAGGUGGACACUGCAGAGCCCAUGUAUGGAUGCGACAUAUGUGGGGCAUCUUAUACUAUGGAGUCACUGCUCACUAACCACCAGUUGAGAGAUCACAAUAUACGCCCUGGUGAGAGUGCCAUGAUAAAAAGAAAGGCUGAGAUGAUCAAGGGUAACCACAAGUGCAAUGUUUGCUCCCGUACCUUCUUCUCUGAGGCUGGGCUGAGGGAACAUAUGCAGACCCACCUUGGGCCUGUCAAACACUACAUGUGUCCCAUCUGCGGGGAGCGCUUCCCCUCAUUGCUCACCCUGACAGAGCACAAGGUCACCCAUAGCAAGAGUUUGGACACGGGGAGCUGCCGCAUUUGUAAGAUGCCACUGCAUAGUGAGGAGGACUUCCUGGAGCACUGCCAGAUGCACCCUGACCUGAGGAACUCCCUUACAGGUUUCCGCUGUGUUGUUUGCAUGCAGACGGUCACCUCCACAUUGGAGCUCAAGAUCCAUGGUACUUUCCACAUGCAAAAGACAGGCACUAUGUCCGCAAACCAACCCAUGGGCCGCACCAAUGCCAUGUCUCAAAACCAGCAGCAACACCACGCCCCAAAAUUUUUCAAGUGUGCCUCCUGCCUAAAAGAUUUCCGGUCCAAACUAGACCUGGUAAAGCUGGACAUCAACGGACUGCCUUAUGGACUCUGCGCGUCCUGUGUGGCGGCUGCCGGCUCCAAGAGCUCCAGCCCAACAGUGAAUGGAGGGAGGCAACAGCAGCAGCAGGGGGGAGCCACCACUCCAGCAACAACUACAGCCACAUGGGUCCAAGGGGAGAGUCUCAGCCCUGGAGAUGGAAAAGGCAAAGGUGUUUCUUCAUCGUCCUCAUCCUCUUCCACGUCGUCCUCGUCUGCAGCCAAGACACGAUGUUCCAGCUGCAAUGUGAAGUUUGAAUCUGAGGCAGAGUUGCAAAACCAUGUCCAGACAGUGCAUCGGGAACAGUCUGGGGACAGCAACAGUGGACAGCUGAAGACCCCCCAGGUGUCUCCCAUGCCAAGAGCCAGUCCAUCGCAAACUGAAGAGAAGAAGACAUACCAGUGCAUCAAAUGUCAGAUGGUGUUCUACAGUGAAUGGGACAUCCAAGUUCAUGUGGCCAACCACAUGCUGGGCUCACAAGUAUCUGGAUCACAUCACCAAAUAGAGGAAGGAUUGAACCAUGAAUGCAAGCUCUGCAGUCAGUCAUUCGACUCACCAGCGAAGCUUCAAUGCCACCUGAUUGAGCACAGCUUUGAGGGCAUGGGUGGAACCUUCAAGUGCCCGGUCUGCUUUACAGUGUUUGUCCAGGCCAAUAAGCUCCAGCAGCACAUCUUCUCUGCCCACGGACAGGAGGAUAAGAUCUAUGACUGCUCACAGUGCCCGCAGAAGUUCUUCUUCCAGACAGAGUUACAGAACCACACGUUGACUCAGCACAGCAGCUAACAUGGCAAAGCUCAGCGCCGUGGCCGAGAACAAGGAUCACAUGACGCACAGAAUUAUGCCCGACUGCCAAUUACCGUCAGUGCAGUUUCCCACUGACUGUCUUGCACUGAAAUUUUCAGUUACACCACAAGAAACGAUGCCAGAGCAAGAAAAAAGAAAAGCAAAGCAAAGAAAAUAAAAGAAGGAGGGGGGGAGAACAAAAAAGAAACCUCUCAGUAGGCCUACUUUACUAACCAUUAUUUCAGAAAUAAAGAAAAAGCCAACUUGUUUGUACAUAGACUUCUUCAUGUGUUGCUUAACUACAGCUAUAUUGCAAUCUUAUACAGUAUUUGCCGAUGUACAGUUCAAAAUGUUUGUCCAAAAAAAAAAAGAGAGACAGAGAAGAGGGAGGGAGGGAGGGAAAGAAAAAAAAGAUUCAUUACAUUGUCAGUCAGACCAGAUGGGACUGAAGGAGAAACAGGGUGCCACUGAGAGCAUAGGAAACUGUAGGAACUGGUGAGUGUUGUCAGGAAGACUCUUUUCAUCAGUGCCACUCCUACUGCGCAGUACGUCACUCUGUAUCCUGACAUGGUCAAUCAUUAUUGGGUGAAAAAAAAAAGCUCGAUUCACCAGCGUAGGCUGAAACCUUGUCUGUGUGUUCGUCCUAAUAUGGCUGCCAGAGGACCAGCUGUGAACUGUGGUGCGGCUAAUCUCCACUGCCUGCGCUGGAGUUCAGACGAGAGGUGAAAAGGAAAAAAAAUAAAUUAAAAAAUCAUCCCAGAGAACAGAAAAAACAGGACAGAGGACAAGAUGCUGAUAUAUGCAAACGCAGUGACACAGAUUUGGAAAAGGCUAGCUCCUUCUGUUGGCUCAUGAACAGAGGCGUGAAACUCCCAUGUGGCUCUCAGAGCGUGGGGAAAUCUCCAGCCCACUGAUUCAACCUGUACAUUUCUGUUAUUAAUGUUUACUGCUCGUUCAAGCCUGGAGAUUACUGGAAUAAUUUUUUUUUUGUUUAUGUUUUGUUAUCUCUACUUGUUCUCUUUUUUUUUCACAAUGGGGGAAGUAAAUCCAGUUGAAUUUGGGAUCAUGAACGCUGAACACAAUUUCGGUCUGUCACGGGAUUUACCGUGGUUGCAAAACUCCAUCCCUGGCUCUCCUGGAGAGUGCCCAAGUACUUUUUCUUGUUGUUGUGUUUUUAUUUUGUUUUUUUCUUUAACUUUUUUAAAUUUUUUUGCAGUGUCCCAUUGCUCUCUGCUCAAGCUGGAAGCCACUGUGGCAUCAUACACAACUUUAAUCCAUUCUGUUAUGUAAAUGUUUUGCAUUCAUUGAACCUGAGAUGCACUUUUGUAUGAAACUUUAAUGUUUUGACAUUUUGAUCGAGAAUCGUUCGUACGCAGUUUACAGGAAAUCACCAUCUCCUGCGGCAAAAAGACAGUUAUCUCCGAUGUUAUUAAAAUGUAUUGUACAAAUAUGGAGUUCUGUAUUUGGCAGACCUCAUUUUUUUGUGUUGCACAUGUGAUGGAAAUAUUAAAAACUGUAUGAGGAAAUGGACUCCA